UAUAUUUGUCCGUGGGUGAUUAUUAGCCUUCCCCCUAAAGCAAAAAUAUAAUCCGGUGGAACAGCCGGAAAUGCAUUAUUAUCACGGUGAGUAGAGCUUUGUAUAACCCCAAUUCAGCGAGAGCAAUACGAUACAAAGCUAAAAUGGCAAAGAAGAAACUGUCUCUUCAAGAAUUCGUUUCCCUCACUGCUCCUUUACUUGAUUUAGAAAAGGAAGCAGAAAUAUCAGCUUCUAUUACUUCUGGGUCUUCAAGAAACUUGGAUAAUGCUCAGAAACGAGGCUCUACUAUUCUCAAUUUGAAAGUUUCCGAUGUUCAGACAGGGCUGAUGGGAAAAAGUCUUGUUGAAUUUCAAUCUAAUAAAGGAGAUGUUCUUCCUGCCCAUAAGUUUGGCACCCACGAUGUGGUAGUUUUGAAACCAAACAAGGCUGAUUUAGGAUCUCCUGCUCUUGGACAAGGGGUGGUUUACCGGUUAAAGGACUCUUCAAUCACUGUUGCCUUUGAUGAUAUACCGGAAGAGGGUUUAAGCAGUCCCGUACGCCUGGAGAAAGUGGCAAAUGAGGUGACUUAUCGGAGAAUGAAAGAUACAUUAAUUCAAUUGAGCAAAGGCAUACAGAGGGGUCCUGCUUCUGAUUUAGUUCCUGUUUUAUUUGGAGAGAGUCUUCCUACAAUGUCAAAGAAGGAUGUUACAUUCACUCCGUUUAACUCCAAUCUUGAUCAUUCUCAGAAAGAUGCAAUUUCGAAGGCCUUGUCAUCAAAGAAUGUGUUUUUGUUGCAUGGGCCACCUGGAACUGGGAAAACGACAACUGUGGUAGAAAUCAUAUUACAAGAAGUAAAACGUGGAGCGAAAAUUCUUGCUUGUGCCGCUUCAAAUAUAGCAGUGGACAACAUUGUUGAGAGAAUUAUUCCUCACAGAGUGAAAUUGGUGAGAGUGGGGCACCCUGCACGACUACUACCUCAAGUGUUGGAUAGCGCACUUGAUGCACAGGUUUUAAAGGGCGACAAUAGCUCUCUUGCAAAUGACAUUAGGAAGGAGAUGAAGGCAUUGAAUGGAAAGUUAUUGAAAACCAAGGACAGGAACACAAAAAGAGAGAUCCAAAAGGAGCUCAGGACUCUUUCAAAAGAAGAACGCAAAAGACAGCAACUAGCUGUCACGGAUGUAUUAAAAAAUGCAGAUGUGGUAUUAACAACUUUGACUGGUGCAUUAUCUCGCAAGCUGGACAGCACCUCUUUUGAUUUGGUUAUUAUUGAUGAAGCUGCUCAAGCACUUGAGAUAGCUUGCUGGAUUGCUUUGUUAAAGGGAUCAAGGUGUAUACUUGCUGGAGACCAUCUUCAGCUUCCUCCAACUAUCCAAAGUGUUGAAGCUGAGAAGAAAGGCUUAGGAAGGACCCUCUUUGAACGCCUUGCGGACCUGUACGGAGAUGAAGUUACAUCAAUGCUUACAGUUCAGUACCGCAUGCAUGAGCUUAUUAUGAACUGGUCAUCUAAGGAGCUCUACGACAGUAAGAUCAAGGCCCAUCCUAGCGUUGCUGCUCAUGCGCUGUUUGAUCUUGAGGGUGUAAAGAGGUCUUCUUCCUCGGAACCUACCAUUCUUCUCAUAGACACUGCUGGAUGUGACAUGGAAGAAAAGAAGGACGAAGAAGAUAGCACGUUAAACGAGGGAGAAGCGAACGUUGCUGUGGCUCAUGCUAAGAGACUUGUUGAAAGUGGAGUCCAGGCUUCUGAUAUCGGGAUUAUCACUCCUUAUGCUGCACAGGUUGUCUUGCUGAAGAUAUUGAGGAGCAAUGAAAAUAAACUUAAGGAUGUCGAAAUAUCAACUGUUGACGGUUUUCAAGGCCGAGAGAAGGAAGCCAUUGUUAUUUCAAUGGUCCGGUCAAACUCUAAAAAAGAGGUGGGGUUUUUGAGCGACCGCAGGCGAAUGAAUGUGGCUGUCACACGUGCAAGAAGACAAUGUUGCCUUGUCUGUGACACUGAGACAGUAACUAGUGACGGGUUCUUAAAGCGAUUAGUUGAAUAUUUUGAAGAACACGGUGAGUAUUUAAGUGCUUCCGAGUAUUGCAACGAAUAGGUGAUGAUCCAUGGAGGAGCAGGGGUCGACAAACUGCAUUCAUUGAAGAAUUUUAGGGUUCCAACUAAGUAUUAAUAGAAAAAUGAACCAUUGCUCUAACAAAGUUGUUUUUAUCUGGAAACAUUUUUUCGACAGAAGGCUGAUUUAAGUGAUUAUGCGAAACCUGUUCAGAUAUUACACCAUGUUACACUUACACCAACAUUGUCAUCAGUAGUAGUCAAACAGAUUUGCUUUUUUCUCAUCAUAAA
This is a messenger RNA of Mercurialis annua (annual mercury), 2314 nucleotides long. RefSeq lists its product as uncharacterized. The coding region runs from base 144 to 2066 and encodes 640 amino acids. The record is from RefSeq and is a predicted model, not a curated record. Gene Ontology annotation, molecular function: RNA binding; ATP hydrolysis activity; DNA binding. NCBI's taxonomy places the organism in Eukaryota, Viridiplantae, Streptophyta, Magnoliopsida, Malpighiales, Euphorbiaceae. The transcript is spliced from 15 exons.